AUGAAUAAAAGGAUAUUUAGUUUAGUUUGUAUCACCUUAUAUACCCUUUUGGCUGUGUCAAUAUAUUGCUCUGAACAGAACGUAUCUGAUUUAGGAAAUAAAAGUGUUCGUGGGACUAAAGAAACAAACAUAAGUAACGAAGAAUAUGAUAUAGAAUCUAAACGCGAAACACAAUUAAUGAAUAACAAUUCUAAAGAUGAUGAAGGUGAUAGUGGAUUUAAUUGUUUUAAUAUAUUUAAAAGAAAUAAAAAAAAUAAAAGAACAAAAGUACCCUUAACUCAUUCAUGUAAUCAAACAGCUGGCACAUCUUCAAAUAACAAUGCUCUUCCUAUGGUAACAGUGUGUUUGGGAAAAUUUCAGCAUGCCAUUCCUGCAACAGAUCCAAAUCUUUUAGAGGUUUUAUUACAAUUAAAAGGAAAAUUAGAAAAAAGGCUUUCAAAUAAAAAUAAAUCUAUUCCUAAGAAAGAAUUGAAGAUGCAAAAAAAAUUGAGUAUCAUACUUGCAAAAAAACCAGAACUGUUAUGGCCUUUAUUACGUGUAAAAGAAGAAUUAGAAAAAGAAUCUUCAAAUAAUAAUAGUUCUAUUCCUAAGGUAACAUUGGUGGUGAAAAACAUGCUGCAUGAAAUCCCUGUAAAAGAUCCAGAACAUUUAGAGUUUUUUUUACGUUUAAAAGAAGAAUUGGAAAAUUAUCAUCAAAUAGAAAACCAAGAGAAUUAUUUUCAUAUAAUAAUUGUAUUCAAGUGA
This is a messenger RNA of Plasmodium yoelii, 744 nucleotides long. RefSeq names its product fam-c protein. The transcript is spliced from 2 exons. NCBI's taxonomy places the organism in Eukaryota, Apicomplexa, Aconoidasida, Haemosporida, Plasmodiidae. The record is from RefSeq and is a predicted model, not a curated record. The coding region runs from base 1 to 744 and encodes 247 amino acids.